Penicillium soppii is the source of this 246-nucleotide messenger RNA. RefSeq lists its product as uncharacterized. The coding region runs from base 1 to 246 and encodes 81 amino acids. NCBI's taxonomy places the organism in Eukaryota, Fungi, Ascomycota, Eurotiomycetes, Eurotiales, Aspergillaceae. The transcript is spliced from 4 exons. The record is from RefSeq and is a predicted model, not a curated record.
AUGGCAGCCUCCAUCGCCCCCGAAUGCAACGAUAUCAAGGAGAAAUAUGACACUUGCUUCCUUAAAUGGUACAGCGAGAAAUAUUUGCGUGGCAACACCUCUUCCAAUGACUGUGAAGCUUUGUUUCAGAAUUAUAAGGGCUGCUUAAACAAAGUUCUCAAGGAACGAGGCAUUGACACCAUGGUGGAUGAUGCCCGAAAGAGUGGCAGCAGCGAAACAGACGCAGAAUUUCUCAAAAAGUCUUGA